Exserohilum turcica Et28A is the source of this 5274-nucleotide messenger RNA. RefSeq lists its product as uncharacterized. Gene Ontology annotation, cellular component: cytosol. The transcript is spliced from 4 exons. Bases 1 to 5274 code for a protein of 1757 amino acids. NCBI's taxonomy places the organism in Eukaryota, Fungi, Ascomycota, Dothideomycetes, Pleosporales, Pleosporaceae. The record is from RefSeq and is a predicted model, not a curated record.
AUGCUGGAAGUGAACCAAGGCUAUUUUUCCGACUUUACGGGCCAGCAAAUGCAGGAUCAUCGCGACUCGUACGGGGGCCCCAACCGCUACUCGACGGGAGACGCCUUCUCUCCUACCGCCGCGAUACCGCCUCCCAUGAUGAACCCGCAGGAUCUCCCUGCAGGCGCUGUCGAGACCAUGAUGCCAUUGGAGCCCCGAGACUUGCCCUUUGACGUCUACGAUCCCCACAACCAGAAUGUCAAAAUGUCAAAGUUUGACAAUAUCGGCGCUGUUCUGCGCCACCGGAGCCGCACACAGCCUAGAACGACUGCUUUCUGGGUCCUCGACUCAAAAGGAAAAGAAACUGCGUCGAUAACCUGGGAAAAGGUGGCUAGCCGUGCAGAGAAGGUGGCAAAAGUAAUCAGGGACAAGAGCAAUCUGUAUCGGGGGGACCGCGUGGCUUUGGUGUACAGAGAUACAGAGAUUAUUGACUUUGUCGUUGCGCUGAUGGGCUGCUUCAUUGCGGGCGUUGUAGCAGUGCCCAUCAACAGCGUCGACGACUAUCAGAAGCUCAUUCUCCUGCUGACGACAACGCAAGCCCAUCUUGCACUGACCACGGACAACAAUCUCAAGGCUUUCCACCGAGACAUUAGUCAAAACCGUCUGAAGUGGCCGAGCGGGGUUGAGUGGUGGAAGACGAACGAGUUUGGCAGCUAUCAUUCCAAGAAGCACGACGAUACCCCGGCCUUGCAAGUACCAGAGGUCGCCUACAUUGAGUUCUCUCGCGCGCCCACCGGUGACCUGCGGGGUGUUGUGCUCAGUCACCGCACCAUUAUGCAUCAAAUGGCCUGCAUCAGCGCCAUGAUUACUACGAUUCCCACCAACAGCCAGAGUCAAGACACGUUCAACAGCAGCCUUCGGGAUGCUUCGGGCAAAUUCGUUGCACCAGCGCCGUCCAGGAACCCCACGGAAGUAAUACUUUCGUACCUUGACCCGCGCGAAAGUGCUGGUCUCAUCCUCAGUGUUUUGUUUGCAGUCUAUGGUGGCCACACUACGGUAUGGUUGGAGACGGCGACCAUGGAGACGCCGGGCUUAUAUGCACAUCUCAUCACCAAGUACAAGUCCAACAUUCUCAUAGCUGAUUAUCCAGGUCUCAAGCGCGCUGCAUACAACUACCAGCAAGACCCAAUGGCUACAAGAAACUUCAAGAAGAAUACAGAACCCAACUUUAGCUCGGUCAAGAUAUGUUUUAUCGAUACGCUUACGGUCGACUGUGAAUUCCACGAGAUUCUGGGAGACCGAUAUUUCCGGCCAUUGCGAAACCCUAGAGCACGGGAAUUGAUUGCACCAAUGCUUUGCUUGCCAGAACAUGGUGGCAUGAUCAUAUCUGUGCGCGACUGGCUGGGCGGAGAGGAACGCAUGGGCUGCACACUCAGCAUAGCACCAGAGGAAGAGGACGAUUCCGAAGGUGAGGACAACCACGCAGCGGCCAAUGGCUAUUCCAGUCUUAUUGGUGGGGGCACUACGAAGAAUACAAAGGAAAAGAAGAAGAAGGGGCCCACGGAGCUCACAGAAAUCUUGCUGGACAAGGAGGCGUUGAAGAUGAACGAGGUCGCCGUUCUGGCAAUUGGCGAGGAUGCAAGUAAACGCGCAAAUGAGCCUGGCACUAUGCGUGUCGGCGCCUUUGGAUACCCAAUACCAGAUGCAACGCUAGCCAUUGUAGACCCGGAGACCAAUCUGUUGUGUUCACCAUACUCGAUUGGUGAGAUUUGGGUCGACUCGCCUUCGUUAUCGGGUGGCUUCUGGCAGUUGCAGAAGCAUACCGAGACCAUCUUCCAUGCCCGUCCGUACCGCUUUGUCGAGGGCAGCCCUACGCCGCAACUGCUCGAACUCGAAUUUCUCCGUACUGGGCUCUUGGGCUGUGUUGUAGAAGGAAAGAUAUUUGUACUCGGACUGUAUGAAGAUCGCAUCAGACAGCGUGUUGAAUGGGUCGAGAAUGGCCAGCUAGAGGCUGAACAUCGAUACUUUUUCGUGCAGCAUCUAGUUACGAGCAUCAUGAAAGCUGUGCCGAAGAUUUACGAUUGCUCAUCGUUUGAUUCUUACGUCAAUGGUGAAUACCUCCCGAUUAUCCUUAUUGAGACGCAGGCUGCAUCAACGGCUCCAACAAACCCCGGUGGGCCGCCCCAGCAGUUGGAUAUACCCUUCUUAGACUCGCUGUCUGAGAGAUGCAUGGAGGUCCUCUAUCAAGAACACCAUCUACGGGUAUACUGCGUCAUGAUCACGGCACCAAACACCCUUCCACGAGUCAUCAAGAACGGCCGACGAGAGAUUGGAAAUAUGCUCUGCAGGAGGGAGUUUGACAACGGCUCGUUACCCUGCGUCCACGUCAAGUUCGGUGUCGAGAGAUCGGUACAGAAUAUCGCGCUCGGUGACGACCCCGCUGGCGGCAUGUGGUCAUUCGACGCAUCCAUGGCACGUCAGCAACUCUUGAUGCUCCAGGACAAGCAAUACUCUGGCGUCGACCACCGAGAGGUUGUUAUCGAUGAUAGGACGUCGACUCCACUCAACCAGUUCUCAAACAUCCACGAUCUCAUGCAAUGGCGCGUGUCACGGCAGGCCGAGGAGCUUUCGUACUGCACAGUCGACGGCCGAGGCAAAGAGGGCAAAGGUGUCAACUGGAAGAAGUUUGACCAAAAGGUUGCUGGUGUAGCAAUGUACCUGAAGAACAAGGUCAAGGUCCAGGCCGGUGACCAUCUGCUUCUGAUGUACACGCACUCGGAAGACUUUGUUUAUGCAGUCCACGCGUGUUUUGUGCUUGGAGCUGUUUGUAUACCAAUGGCACCUAUCGAUCAGAACCGUUUGAAUGAGGAUGCGCCGGCAUUGCUGCACAUCCUCGCCGACUUCAAGGUCAAAGCUAUUCUCGUCAACGCUGAUGUGGAUCAUCUUAUGAAGGUCAAGCAAGUAUCGCAACACAUUAAGCAAUCGGCCGCCAUCCUCAAAAUCAACGUACCAAACACAUACAGCACCACCAAACCGCCAAAGCAGUCAAGUGGCUGCCGCGACCUCAAGCUCACGAUACGGCCCGCGUGGAUACAACCCGGCUACCCGGUGCUAGUCUGGACGUACUGGACGCCCGACCAACGGCGUAUUGCCGUACAGCUAGGCCACAGUCAAAUCAUGGCAUUGUGCAAGGUCCAGAAAGAGACGUGCCAGAUGACCAGUACACGGCCUAUACUAGGAUGUGUCCGAAGUACCAUCGGGCUUGGUUUUAUUCAUACUUGUCUCAUGGGUAUUUUCCUGGCUGCUCCGACGUACCUGGUGUCACCCGUCGAUUUUGCGCAGAACCCAAACAUCCUCUUCCAAACGCUGUCGCGGUACAAGAUCAAGGAUGCGUAUGCGACCAGUCAAAUGCUGGACCACGCCAUCGCGCGUGGAGCCGGUAAGAGCAUGGCUCUGCAUGAGCUGAAGAAUCUCAUGAUUGCGACUGACGGAAGACCACGCGUUGACAUUUACCAAAGAGUGCGGGUUCACUUUUCGCCAGCAAGCUUGGACCGCACCGCCAUCAACACCGUCUACUCACACGUGCUGAACCCAAUGGUAGCAUCGCGAUCGUACAUGUGCAUCGAGCCAAUAGAACUUCAUCUCGAUACUCACGCUCUGCGACGCGGUCUCGUCAUGCCCGUCGAUCCUGACACGGAGCCUGGGGCGUUGCUCGUCCAGGACUCGGGCAUGGUUCCAGUCAGCACACAGAUAUCCAUUGUCAAUCCGGAAACCAACCAACUCUGCUUGGUUGGCGAGUACGGCGAGAUUUGGGUGCAGUCGGAAGCGAAUGCUUACAGCUUUUACGGAUCAAAAGACCGAUUGGAUGCCGAGCGCUUUAACGGUAGGACGAUCGAUGGCGAUCCUAAUGUGCGCUAUGUUCGCACUGGAGAUUUGGGCUUUUUGCAUAGUGUGACACGGCCGAUUGGACCCAACGGUGCCCCUGUUGAUAUGCAGGUACUUUUUGUUCUCGGGAGCAUCGGUGACACGUUUGAAGUCAACGGGCUGAACCACUUCUCGAUGGACAUUGAGCAGUCGGUAGAACGCUGUCACCGAAACAUUGUCCCUGGUGGCUGUGCCGUCUUCCAGGCAGGUGGACUCGUCGUGGUUGUGGUUGAGAUCUUCCGACGCAAUUUCCUCGCCAGCAUGGUGCCUGUGAUUGUCAAUGCUAUUUUAAACGAGCACCAGCUUGUGAUUGACAUUGUGUCUUUUGUACAAAAAGGCGACUUCCACAGGUCCCGCUUGGGCGAGAAGCAGCGCGGCAAGAUUCUGGCGGGUUGGGUGACGAGGAAGAUGCGCACAAUCGCCCAGUAUAGCAUCCGGGAUCCAAACGGACAGGAUGCGCAGAUGAUUAGUGAAGAGCCCGCCCCGCGGGCAAGCAUGAGUGGAAGCAUGCUGGGUAUGGGCCGCACAGGUGCAUCCAGCGUAAAAGCUGCAUCCACACGCGCGCCCAGUCUACUCGGCAUGACGGCUACGAUGAAUAGCUUGUCGCUUGCACAGCAGCAGCAAUACCAAAACUCUGCGAACAUGCCACCUGGUCAACAAUACGCUGGCUCACAGCAGCAGCUUAGCAUUCCCGAGAACAUGCCAUCAGGCCACAAUCAAGGCGUCGAGCUCCACGACCCAAGUGAUCGCACUCCGACAGACAACCGGCGGUCGUUCCUCCCGGACCUGCGCAUCCAGAAUCCAGGCGAGCUCGACUACUCGCCCAUUGACCGCGCUGGACCUUUCAACACAGGCGAGUCGGGCGCACACGAGCCCAUGAAUUAUCAAAACGCAUAUCAUCCACAUCAGCAACAGUACCAUUCUAGCAGUGACAGUGGGCUAGGCGGGCCGUUGCCCGAUGUCCUCCGGCCUGGGCCCGGCGGCGACGAGGCCAGCAGAAGCGGGACGUGGAACAGCCGUGACUUUUACGGCGAGGAACCAGGACAGCAGGGCAAUUACGAGCAGCAGCACUCAUGGACAAUGGACAGUCAUCACAGCCAGGGUUACGGCCAUACAGGCUACGAUGACGAGAUGAGUCGAUAUGCUAGUAACGGGUCGUAUGAUGGCAGGGGAGGCGGUGGCGGUGGCGGUGGUGGUGGUGGCGGCGGCGGUCUCCGAGUCGCCAAUCGCGACAGCACCGAAAGCGAGAGCGCUGACGAAUCCUGGAGACAAGAUAUUCUUGCUCAAAUGAGCUUUGCAGGGGGACCAUCCCCAGCUGGUGCUGCCGGUGGUGCUGGUGCUGGUAGUAGUACUGCAGGCCAAGCAAAGUAA